Messenger RNA from Anolis sagrei ordinatus, 3162 nucleotides. The record is from RefSeq and is a predicted model, not a curated record. Lineage: Eukaryota; Metazoa; Chordata; Lepidosauria; Squamata; Anolidae.
AUGAAGCAGUGGAUUCUGAAGGACCUAUGCCUAUAUUUUGCCUGCUUUAAAACAUUGGCUUAUGGUUAUCUUUGGGACAAGUUUAUAUCAAAGGCCUUACAAAAUCUUUCUAUUCUUGCAGGAUGCGUGGACACGGAAAAAGCUGAUAUUUAUUUUCUCAUUGAUGGGUCCACAAGCAUUGGUCCCGAUUCUUUUAAUAAAGACAUGAAGACUUUCCUGAAAGAAGUGAUUAAAAUGUUUACUGUUGGUCCUGAUCAUGUUCGCUUUGGAGUUGUUCAGUAUUCAAACAGUCCCAGAACAGAAUUUGAAAUUGACAAACACAUUAUGAGCAGCAAUUUAGAAAAAGCAAUCAAUAAUAUCCAGUAUUGGACAGGAGAUACUUAUACUGGAGCUGCUCUGGAAUAUAUGCUGCUAUUGUUUGAAAGAGCAAGAAAGCAGCGGAAUUAUAAAGUGCCUACCUAUCUGAUUGUGCUAACAGACGGAGAAGCACAGGACAAAGUGAAAGAACCUGCUGAUAAAUUAAGGAAAGCAGGAAUUAAUAUUUUUGCAAUUGGUGUGGGAGAGGCUAAUGAGAAAGAGUUGCAUGAGAUUGGAGAGUCAAGGGUCUAUUUUGUGAAUCAAUAUGCCUCACUGAAAUACAUCAAAGACAAUAUUGUUCAAGCUAUAUGCUCUGAAGAAGCUUGUAAGGAAAUGAAAGCUGAUGUUAUGUUCCUGGUGGACAGUUCAGGCAGCAUAGGGGAUGACAACUUUAAGAAAAUGAAGACCUUCAUAAAGGAGGUGGUGAACAGAUAUGACAUUGGCCAAGACCAGGUGCGGGUUGGCGUUGUCCAUUUCAGUGACACCAGUAAAGAAGUGUUCGCACUCAACAAGACGAUCUCAACAAAAAGUGACAUCAUUCAGGCUGUUGAGGAUAUGUCCCUCAUAGGAAGCAUCACAAAUACUGGAGAAGCCUUGAGAUUUGUGUCUCAGUAUUUUGAACCUGCCAAAGGAGCACGGCCUUCUGUCAACAAAAUUCUGGUCCUGAUCACAGAUGGAGAAGCAACUGAUGAAGUAAAAGAUCCAGCCACAAAGCUGAGGAACAAAGGCAUCAUAAUCUAUUCAGUCGGAGUAUUUAAUGCCAAUAAAACACAGCUAGAAGAGAUAAGUGGGAAACCCGAAAAUGUGUUUUAUGUUGAAAACUUUGAUAUAUUAAAGAACAUAGAAGACGACAUAAUUUUUGGCACAUGCAGUCCCUAUAAGCCAGAAGACUGCAAAAGGGCAAAUCUUUUAGAUGUUGUUUUUGUAAUAGAUAGUUCUGGCAGUAUAGGGGACUACAAUUAUGCUAUUAUAAAGGACUUUGUGAUUGACAUCAUCAAUAAAUCUGAUGUUGGCGAGGACCGUGUUAAGUUUGGAGCUGUGAAAUAUUCUGCUAAUCCACAAACUCUGUUCUACCUUGAUGGUAACAAAACAGCGAUCAUUGAUAAGAUUAAGGGUGACACACCUAUGAAGUACACAACUUUCACAGCACAGGCUCUUCGACACUCUGAAGAUUUGUUCACUGAAAGCCACGGCAGCCGCAAACGCAGAGGUGUCCCUCAACUUCUCAUAGUCAUAACUGAUGGAUUCUCCGAUGAUAAAGACCAACUUGAUGCGGUCUCAACACGAAUCAGGAGCAAUGGAAUUACUAUUUAUGCCAUUGGGAUAAAAGAUGCAAAUCCUCAAGAACUUGAGAUCAUAGCCAAAAACAAAGAUCAUGUAUUUUUUGUGGAUACCUUUGAUGGACUAAAAAAUCUAUCGGUAAUAGAUAAUUAUUGCCCAACAGCAGCAUGUAACAUCCAUGCCGAAAUUGUUUUCUUGCUUGAUGGUUCUACAAGUGUUUCCAAAACAGAUUUUGGGAAUGUGACAGUCUUCUUGACAAAACUGGUUGAUUUGAUUGGUUUUACUGACAACAUAAAAUUUGGAAUGGCCCAAUUUAGUGACAGAUACAACGAAGAAUUUCCUCUGGAUCAUUAUCAAAACAAAUCAGAACUGAAGGAUAAAAUUUUGAAUAUUUCAAGGCAGGCAGGGAAUCGGACAUACAUUGGAAAAGGUCUUAAAGAAGUAAAAGCCUUCUUCAAAUCACCAAAACGCAGAGUGGCUCGAAAUGUGCACCAAAAGUUGCUAGUAAUUUCUGAUGGAAAAUCAAGAGACAACUUUAUUCAAUCAGUGGAAGACCUAAGAAGGGAAGGCAUUGAGAUACAUGCAGUUGGAGUGGGAAAAAUCGAUCGUGCAAAACUUCAACAGAUAACUGUUUCCCCAGAGAGGAUAUACACUGCAGCUAAUUACAAUGAACUGCCCAAUAUUACGAAGCGCAUAACAGAGGGAAUUUGUAUAGAGGAUGAUAAAUCAACAUGUUUUGUGGAUGUGCUUAUGGGAUUUGACAUCUCAUCUCAGAAACCAGGGGAUCACUUAUUCAGUAACCAACAACUUUUGGAAACCUAUCUUCCUAGUAUAAUAAAGGACUUCACGUCUUUAAGUUCUGUGAGUUGCAGUAAAGGAACAACGACACAGUUCAGUGUGGCCAUCCGAAUAGAAAAUACAGAUCAACCUCUCUUGGCAAGCCUUGAAGUUGAUGAUCAAAAAAUCAUAGAGAAACUCAGAAAUGUUGUGAUCAACAGCCCAUCUCACCUCAAUGUCAAAUUUUUGGACCGUCUUUGGAAUUCAUUUCAAGGCCUAUCCGGUAAUAAAAACCGAAGCAAGGUGUUGCUUCUUUUCUCUGAUGGCUUGGAUGAUGACAUAGAAGCACUUGAACAAAAAUCUGAAGAACUAAGAAAGCAAGGACUGAAUGGAAUCAUCACUGUUGCCCUGGAAGGAGCCACCAACUUUCAUCAUCUUCAGUAUAUCGAAUUUGGGAAGGGAUUUGGAUAUAAAGAACAAUUAACUAUUGGCACACACAAUAUCGCUGACCAGCUGUUUGAGUAUGUGGACAAAAUUGCUGAGAGAAAAUGUUGCUGCCUAUUUUGUAAGUGCACGGGCGAAAAAGGCCCUCCUGGACAAUCAGGGAAAAUUGGUCUCAAGGGAUCUGAUGGCCUUGAGGGCAGACAGGGAGAUAUAGGAGAAAAUGGAGAGCCAGGUUCCAGGGGAUUUCCUGGAGUACAGGGAAUGAAAGGAUGUAGGGGAGAUUUUGGGCAUAAGGGCCAGAAG